Messenger RNA from Ochotona princeps (American pika), 691 nucleotides. RefSeq names its product phosphatidylinositol glycan anchor biosynthesis class Y (gene PIGY). The record is from RefSeq and is a predicted model, not a curated record. Bases 1 to 216 code for a protein of 71 amino acids. The transcript has a single exon. Lineage: Eukaryota; Metazoa; Chordata; Mammalia; Lagomorpha; Ochotonidae.
AUGUUCCUUUCUCUUCCUACGCUCACCGUCCUCAUCCCGCUGAUUUCUCUGGCCGGACUUUUCUACUCGGCCUCAGUGGAGGAAGACUUUCCGCAGGGCUGCACCAGCACAAGCAGCCUCUGCUUCUACAGCCUGCUCCUGCCCAUCACCAUCCCGGUGUACGUAUUCUUCCACCUUUGGACCUGGAUGGGGAUUAAACUCUUCAGGCACAACUAGGGCCACCAGAGCCAUGCUGCAUUCUGGGUGCUCGUCUCUCAAAGUUCAGCUAGGUGCAGAUGCUGGAGACCCAUUUUCUCGGCAGCCAAGCUGCCUCUCCCUUCUCAGGAUGGAGCCUGCCAGAGACUGAAGCUGCAGAAGCUGCUUCUGUGGUCCUAGAGCUGAGGGGCCUAACUGGGUGUCAGAAGGAGCAUCACCUCGUCAUCAUCUCCUGAUCGGUUCUCCCUGCAUUUAUCUGAAAGUCAUUUGCAAUUUUGUUUGUUUAGCUUCAGGGUUGCUGGGAAAGUCAUGUGGUAGGCAUGACUGAAAUAAUCCCAAAGGACCUGUGUUGGUUAUAGAGAAAGGUAUUUGAACUAAAACUGUGUAAUAAACUGGAAAUUUCAUGUACUGAACAAAAAUUCUGAGCUUGUAAAUUUCUUUGGUACCAAAUGCUUAUAUAAUUACUAAUAAAAUAAGAUGAUAAUUUACCAUUAAA